Molecule: messenger RNA, 3102 nt
Organism: Talpa occidentalis (Iberian mole)
Lineage: Eukaryota; Metazoa; Chordata; Mammalia; Eulipotyphla; Talpidae
Gene: ZFP1
Product: ZFP1 zinc finger protein
Exons: 4
Coding region: 279-1604 (441 amino acids)
Biological process (GO): negative regulation of transcription by RNA polymerase II
Molecular function (GO): DNA-binding transcription repressor activity, RNA polymerase II-specific; RNA polymerase II cis-regulatory region sequence-specific DNA binding
Source: RefSeq, a predicted model, not a curated record
GCUCCAUCAAGUCAUAAUGUCAGGCAAGUCCAAAGCAAUCCAUUACUAGAUGAUAGGAAAACAAAGAAAACCGGACUUAAGUAGAGUCAGAGGGCAAAGUAAGCCACAGGAGUUGUUGGGCUCAGACACCCACCUCCUAUAUCCUCCGUUGCUGGGCCAGCACCUCUCUCGAGCUCAUACCUAUGCCAUAAGGGGGAGCGCUUAUGACCAGCUGAUAGAGGAGAGAGUUCCAGCUUGACUCAUGAAAGUGUUGGUUCAAUAUGAGGAUGUAAGCUGAAAUGGACUGCUGCUACACUACAGCGCCACUCGGUAGCCCUGAAAUUCUUCUCAUUGGCAGUUCUGCCUUCAUAGUUCUCUGCCUUUACCCAAAAACGCAGAAAAUGAACAAAUCCCAGGGAUCGGUUUCAAUCACGGAUGUGACUGUGGAUUUCACCCAGGAGGAAUGGGAGCAACUCGACCCCUCUCAGAGGAUCCUAUAUAUGGAUGUGAUGCUGGAGAAUUAUAGUAACUUACUAUCAAUUGACGUGUGGAAGGCUGAUGACCAGAUGGAGGGAGACCACAAAAACCCAGAUGAGCCUGCGAGGCAGUUUAUAAUCUUCAAGAACCAGAUGCCAAUUGAGGAAAGAGAUACUCUUUCUGAACAAACAUUUAACCUAAGUACAGACUUUGUUUCUUUAAGGCAAGUACCCUAUAAAUAUGAUUUAUAUGAAAAGUCUUUGAAAUAUAAUUCAGACUUACUUGAUAAUAAUAGAAGCUAUCUAAGAAAGCCAGCUGACGAGUGUAAUGGAUUUGGAAAAGCACUCCUUUAUCUGAAGCAAGAAAAAAUCCAUACUGGAGUGGAAUACUCUGAAUAUAAUAAGAGUGGAAAAGCCUUCAGCCAUAAAGAAGCCAUUUUUAAACAUCAGAAAAUUAGAAAUUUGGUGCAGCCUUUUAUUUGUAAUUACUGUGACAAGGCUUUCUCCUUCAAGUCUCUCCUCAUUAGUCAUAAGAGAAUACACACUGGAGAAAAACCUUAUGAAUGUAAUGUGUGUAAGAAAACCUUCUCCCAUAAGGCAAACCUCAUUAAACACCAGCGAAUUCAUACUGGGGAGAAGCCCUUUGAAUGUCUUGAAUGUGGAAAAGCUUUUACCCACCAGUCGAACCUCAUUGUCCACCAGAGAGCACACAUGGAGAAGAAGCCCUAUGGGUGCAGUGACUGUGGCAAGACAUUUGCGCAGAAGUUUGAACUUACUACACACCAGAGAAUUCACACGGGAGAGCGACCCUAUGAGUGUAAUGAAUGUGCGAAAACCUUCUUCAAAAAAUCAAACCUCAUUAUACAUCAGAAAAUUCACACAGGGGAGAAACGCUAUGAGUGCAGUGAAUGUGGAAAAUCCUUUAUCCAGAACUCACAACUCAUCAUACACAUGAGAACUCAUACCGGAGAGAAACCUUAUGAAUGCACUGAAUGCGGUAAAACAUUCAGCCAGAGGUCAACUCUCAGGUUACAUUUGCGAAUCCACACGGGAGAGAAGCCCUACGAGUGUUCUGAAUGUGGGAAGGCCUUUAGCAGGAAGUCCCGUCUCAGUGUCCACCAAAGGGUUCAUAUGGUGGACAAGCCCUGAGCCUGCAACCAGGUUGUACUGUGGAAAUCCUUCGAGUGGGGAGAAACCUCAUGAAGGUACUGAAGUUGGGGGUUCAUACUGAGAUACGGUCUGUCAAUUCAAAAGUAAUGAAAGUCGAAUCUUCUAGAGAUAUACAAAAGGUUAGAUGGGACACCUGAGUAAAGAAUAUUUACCGGAAUAUAUCUGAUUGUAAGCAGACACACAGAGCUCUCACAAUCAGCUUUUUAAAAUCUCAAGUAUUCAGGAAUGAAAUAUUUUGGGCAGUAGCAUAGAGUGUGGACAGGUGGUACCCUAGGAAAUGAGUGGUUCUGUGAUGAAAUGCCACAAGACAGAUUAUAUAUUUUAGAUUUGCACGUGUGAAUGUAACACGGUCACUGGGAGUUUGAAAUGCUUGUUCUUUUGUUCUCUGUGGUGAUUAGGACACAUUAAACAGGAUUUUCAUAAAACACGUUACCAUGUUUUUCUGGCACCUUUGCAAAUGAAAUUUAUAAUUGUGUAUUACAAAUGAAAUAGGUGACAGAUUUUUAAAGUAGCAUGGAGCAUAUAUUUUUCCCCUAAUGCUUGCUGGCGUAUAUGUAAGUAGGUAUGGCCAUUGUUAGUGAACUGCCUUUUCAAUAAAUAGAAGACAGUGGUGAAGUUUUAACUGGUUCCUGGGCUUACUGAAGAUUUUUCUAGAGACAUUCACGUAAAUGUGCAAGUUUGAAGUAAUUGUGAGGGGGUUUUGAGUGAAAGGAGGCAGGUGGGGUUGUAUACCCGAGUCUGUACUGCAGGACAAAGCCAGGCUGCAUGAAGAGCAUUCGUCUGUCCUGUUCUCAUUUGUCAGGGGCUGUUUGUAUACCCACGCGUGUCCUUUCCCAAAGUACUGUGCAUAUUGUGUGUGUUUCUUUGAAUAUUUUAUAAAUUGUCUUGCAAAAAGUAGGAUGCAUAUGUAGUUCCCAAUUGUUACCUUUCAGAGACCUUAAAGGAAUAAUAAUUUAUUUUCAGAAACUGUUAGUAAAUGUCUAAUUGCUUUUUUAAAACAUCCAUGUUUGUAGCUUACUUUAGAAAUGAAUUUUUUGCAGUUUUUUUUUUAAAGGAGACACAUUUGCUUUCUAGAGCUUCACUAGCACCAGUCAAAGCAUUACUCUUUGAAACAUCACUUGCGCUAUAACUUUUCCUUUAAAAAUUCACAAACAUUUUGACACUUUUUAGUGAUUCUCUCCAUAUAGUGUUUGUAGAUUAACUUACGAAACAAUUUUUUUACAUAAAGAUAUGCAGUUUUAAGUGUUAUCAAAUCCUCAGUUUCCGCCUUUCCGUAAUCAUACAUUAAAAUUAUGAAUGGCAACCAUAACUGGCUUAUUUUCCUUUGUUAAUCUUUAAGAUCAUUGAUGUACUAUGACUGUAUAGGAUGAUGAGUCUCUCACAACUGGGAAACUAUGACUAAGGUAAAAAAAAAAAAACCAAAAAACAAAAACCAAAAGAGCGUCAGUGAAAAAGACUUGUUUAUCAAUGCAUAUUG